AUGAGUCAUCGUCUCCACAGCAUCCUCCUCGGCACCACCAUCCGCAUCCAUCGCUCCAUUCCACCCCACCUAAUUUCCAGGGCUUGGUUUUGUAGCGGUAGAUUCAGAAACCAGACCCACAUGGAAAGCCAUGCUUCUUGUGAGGCGGUUGUGGGUGACUCUGAGCUCUUGGUUAAAAAAAUGGCUGCUAUUUGUAAUGCCGGUCCCGCCAAACUCCAGGUAAUAGCAGAUUUUGAUGGCACACUAACAAAGUACCGGGUCAAUGGUUGUCGGGGACAAAGCAGUCAUGGCCUUUUGCAACAGGAGAAUCCGGAAUAUGAUAAGAAAAGGCAGGAAUUAUAUGAACAUUAUCAUCCGUUAGAAUUCUCCCCGACAAUUCCAAUUGAAGAGAAAACUAAGCUUAUGGAAGAAUGGUGGACAAAAACUCAUGGUCUCUUAGUUGAGGGAGGUCUUACCUAUGAUGGAAUAAGGCAAUCUGUUGCUAACUCCACAAUUGCUUUUAGGGAGGGUGUUGUUGAACUAUUUGAGUUUUUGGAGGAAAGAGACAUUCCCAUUCUUAUAUUUUCUGCUGGACUUGCUGAUAUCAUAGAGGAGGUCCUUAGGCAGAAGAUUCACAGACUUUUCAAAAAUGUGAAGAUAGUCUCAAAUCGGAUGGUAUUCGAUAAUAACGGUCACCUUGUAUCUUUUCAAGGGAAGACGAUUCAUAGUCUGAAUAAAAAUGAGCAUGCUCUGGAUAUGGCUGCUCCCCUUCAUGAUCGAUUAGGUGAUAAUAUAGAUGCUCCUACUUAUGAGAAUGCCUCGGUCAAGACUAGAAGAAAUGUGCUGCUUCUGGGUGAUCACAUUGGUGACCUGGGAAUGUCUGAUGGCUUGAACUAUGAGAAUAGAAUUUCCGUGGGAUUUCUGAAUGACAAUGUUGAGAAUUCUCUUGAUAGCUACCGCCAAGCCUUUGACGUUGUUUACCUGAAUGAUGCACCCAUGUGGGGAGUUGUAAAGCUUGUUUCACAACUCUGUCCAAGUGAUGGUCAUUGA
Messenger RNA from Prunus armeniaca (apricot), 1029 nucleotides. Lineage: Eukaryota; Viridiplantae; Streptophyta; Magnoliopsida; Rosales; Rosaceae. The record is from the annotation of a GenBank genome assembly.